GAUCCUGUUGACUCAGACCGCGGCAGCAGCCUGAGAGAGAUGACGUGUUAACUUAAUGUUGCGAUAUGAACCUUAUCCUCAGUAUGACGUCGCGACUGUCAUUCAGUCCUAAAGGGGUACUGAAGAUUAGCAGCGCUCUGUGUUUAAGAGGGAAGAUGGGAAGAGGCCGAACUAAGAGCCCCUCCAGCCUUGGCCCGGCCCAGCCCCAGCAGAGGGCGCUGCGCUCCAGGAGGAGAGAAUCAGCCAUGUCCAGUGAAAAGCAAACCAAACAUAACCCCCCGGAGGCCCUCCCGCCAUGCCCUCCCCAGCCCGCUCCCCCGGGGCCGACCCAGGAACCGGCUCCAACCAGCGGCUGGGCCGGGCCUGGGAUGGACGGGGCGGUGAAAGAAAGUGAUGGUGAAACAUCAGGGCUCACAAGUAGCCUCAAAACCACAACGUUGAGCCAACACAACCCAGACAACAGAGAGGACUCCAUGGAGGUAGAGGACCAGAGCCUGACCUCCACCUGUAUGGAUGGCAACACGAUGCAUGACAACAUGGACCUGUGUGGGGCGCUCACUGAGGUGGGGGAGGGGGGAGAGGCACAGGGCUUCGAGACUCUCUACCCAACAGGAAGGAUGGAAGAGGAAGAGGAUGGUAAUGAACACCAGACAUCUGACCCCGUGUGCUCAGCAGAGGACAGGGAGUCUGGUACUGAGCCCGUUGAAGGGAUGCUAUCGAGGAAGAGGAAGAGGAUGGGCGUGUGUGUUCUGACAGAGAAGGAGAGGAGCCACUUCUUAAAAAAGCAUGAGAAUGAGAAACUCCAAAACGAGGCAGAGGAGAAGAGAGUUGGAGAUACGGGUCGCACUGGAGACAGCGACGUGGAGCUGGAGGAAGAUCCUGACGAGGAGUCUCACUCAGAGGCAGAAGAAGGGUGGGUGGUGUCCGUGUUAAACUCACCCGUGACUCAAGGCAUCAAAGUAGGACCUUUGACAGAGCAGAGUGAGCUGGAGGAGGAACCAGCGCCCCCAACUGGUGGAGCAGGGGACAGCUCCUCUGAAGCAGCCUGUGAGGAGGGCAGCGAUGCGGUCAGCCCAACAGUUCCCGUCCGCUCAGAGGAGAGCGAUCCCCGGGCGAGGGCGAGCAAGGACUGCGGACGCGGGCAGCUCAGCGACAGAGAAGCCCGCCUCCCCAUGGAGAUGGCAGGAAGAAAAGAUGAAGCCGAAAAACAAGAGAAUGGGAAGGAGGCUGUGGCAGAGCCCCACCGUGCCCCCACCCAGGUCCCGAGUAGGGUGAACAUCGACAUAACAGAGAGUCAGCGAGACGAAGUGCAGACCCCCCAGCAGCCCACGGACAGCUCAGCCACAACAGGGGGUCUCUCCGAGACGCAGGGGUCACGGCCCAGUCACUCACUCAUGGACACUGGACUAGGAAGGUCCGAACCUAUCGGGACGCCGCCGGGCCCUGCUGCAGCAGCCCCUAGUGGCGGGGAGGAGAACGGCAACAGCGGACCUUUGGAGGAGGUGGACAUGGCUGCGUCUCCUGCUCCCCAACCCCUGCUGGCCAGAGCCACCCCCCACCUGGUGGAGGAGGUGGACAUGGCUGUGUCUCCUGCUCCCCAACCCCUGCUGGCCAGAGCCACCCCCGACCUGGUGGGCUUCGGACCCUUCGACUACAUCUCUGACUCUCAGCUCCAAGACAUCAGUCUGAUGGAGGCGCAGGGGGGCGGCCCCCCGUCCCUGGAGGACGCCAGCGCCCAGGUCCGCGGGCUGGGCCAGGAGCUCUCCUACCUGAAUCGCAUCAUCAUGGCGACCCAGAGGAAGGUUGAACUCUUUCGCCGUGGCAACCGGGGCCCCAAGGCCCACUAGAGGCCCUCAGACCCGUUAUGGCUCUUCAGUUAUUACAUCAAGGGCCUUUGGUAUUCAUACUUUACCUCAUUGUUCUCUCGUUCAUAAGGCUGACUUUUAUUACUUAUUUAAGUUGUGUUGCUCACUGUUCACUUGUUAGAGACAAACAAUCGAGUCAUGCAAGUAAUUCAUGCACUCGACAUUGAUGAAUCACACCAACAGAUAAGAGUUCAAGUGGUUGUAUUCAAGAAACACGUUUAACAUAGUAAAUCAAACAAACAAAAAUGAACAAAAACACUCAAUUACUAAAAGAUUUAAAAUGUUGACGAAUGCAUAUGUAAUUUCCUAUUGGUAGAGAUAAAAUGGUAAAAUGUUUAAAGGAUUAGACACCAUUCUAGGCACUCGUCUAAUAUGUGAAUCUCAACACCAAGCAGUGUCAGUGAGCUGACAACACAGGCAACAGGCAGAUAGUGAGCUCACCACACAGGAACACGUUGACCACACAUACAUGCUGGCGGUCAGAAGAAUAGUCUAGUAAAAUAGUAAAAUAAGAUGGUUAAAUAAUU
Molecule: messenger RNA, 2392 nt
Organism: Gadus morhua (Atlantic cod)
Lineage: Eukaryota; Metazoa; Chordata; Actinopteri; Gadiformes; Gadidae
Exons: 8
Coding region: 66-1847 (593 amino acids)
Biological process (GO): double-strand break repair involved in meiotic recombination
Source: RefSeq, a predicted model, not a curated record